CCAAGACCUCCACGACCCCUGUCUCCUUUCAAGUCUCUCAACUGACCGUUACAUUAUCGUAGAGGGUGGGAUUUCAUAAGUAACGGCAACCACGAAACGACGCCGCACGACUAUUUCCCGAACCAGGUCCUCCUUUGCGCAUAAGUUAUUGACCCUCAAGGCCACGCUCCCACUCGCGCGUGAAAUCACAGUCCCAUCUCCUUGGCCCUCACCAUCACCACCGCAUCUAGAAAGCCGCCAGAUCUCUUACCAUACGCGCUGAGAAAAUUACUCGGUAAAUCGAAAGAGCAAAAGAAACCAAAUUCGCAAAUCGCUCAAAAAAGAAAAGAAAUUUAAAAGAAAAAAAAUGAAGACAGGUUCGAGGGGGCGUUGAAUACGCACGCACUUCCUCUGGCUCAUACGGUGUUUAAACCACCACCAAACCAGAGAACAAGGGAGAAGACGACGAUUGAAGACCGAUCGGAGAAUAUUUGUUGGAAACGACUCAUCGUUGAGUUCGGAUCGGGUCGAAGAUGAGUGGAUGGAAUCGGUCCUCGAGACCGCGGCUGGGUCGCAAUUCGAAUUCGCAGCCCGAGCGUACGUCAACGGUUCGACUUGGACGAGUCCAGCCCCAGGCGCCGGGUCACCGCACUAUUUUCUGCAAUGAUCGCGAGGCCAAUCUCCCCGUCAGAUUCCCGGGGAAUUCUAUAUCAACUACGAAGUACAACUUCUUUACGUUUUUGCCGAAAGGACUCUUUGAACAGUUCAGGCGGGUAGCUAAUCUCUACUUUCUCACGAUCUCAAUUUUGUCAACAACGCCAAUCAGUCCUGUGCAUCCUGUAACCAAUGUGGUUCCUCUGAGUUUGGUGCUUUUCGUUUCUCUUGUUAAGGAAGCAUUUGAGGAUUGGAAGCGCUUCCAGAAUGAUAUGACGAUAAAUAAUAAUUCGGUUGAUGUCUUGCAAGAUCAGAAAUGGGAAAGUAUUCCCUGGAAAAAGUUGCAGGUUGGAGAUAUUGUCAGGAUUAAGAAGAACGGAUUCUUCCCUGCAGAUCUACUAUUUCUUGCUAGUACAAACCCUGAUGGUGUCUGCUACAUUGAGACUGCAAAUUUGGAUGGGGAAACUAAUUUGAAGAUAAGAAAAGCAUUAGAAAAGACUUGGGAUUACUUGACUCCUGAGAAAGCAUCUGAAUUCAAAGGAGAAGUGCAGUGUGAACAACCUAACAAUUCGUUAUACACAUUCACUGGCAAUCUCAUCAUUGACAAGCAAACAUUACCUCUCACUCCAAACGAAAUUAUGUUGCGAGGGUGCAGUCUCAGGAACACUGAGUACAUGGUUGGGGCUGUUAUAUUUACAGGUCAUGAAACCAAGGUUAUGAUGAAUGCCAUGAAUGUUCCGUCCAAAAGAAGCACAUUGGAGAGGAAACUUGACAAACUUAUACUCGCACUUUUUGCUACUCUCUUUAUGAUGUGUCUUAUUGGAGCCAUAAGCAGUGGUGUAUUCAUCAACCACAAGUACUACUACUUAGGUCUCCGGGGAAAAAAGAAUGAGGACUCAGCAUACAGCUCAUUUGACCCUGAUAACCGUUUUCUGGUUAUCAUUCUGACGAUGUUUACCCUCAUUACUCUCUACUCAACUAUAAUCCCUAUUUCACUUUACGUUUCUAUUGAGAUGAUCAAAUUUAUUCAGUCUACCCAAUAUAUCAAUAAUGACUUGCGUAUGUACCAUGUUGAAAGCAAUACCCCUGCCUUGGCUAGGACUUCAAAUUUGAAUGAGGAACUUGGACAGGUGGAAUACAUUUUUUCUGAUAAAACUGGAACUCUAACAAGAAACUUGAUGGAGUUCUUCAAGUGUUCAAUUGGAGGAGAGGUCUAUGGAACUGGUGUCACUGAAAUAGAAAGGGGAGUAGCACAGCGGAAUGGUAUAAAACUUGAUGAGGGGUACAAGUCAGCCAAUACCGCGCAUGAGAAGGGAUUUAACUUUGAUGAUGCCAAGCUUAUGCGAGGAGCUUGGAGGAAUGAGCCUAAUCCUGAUCUUUGUAAGGAAUUCUUCAGAUGCCUUGCUAUAUGUCACACUGUGCUUCCUGAGGGUGAAGAGACCCCAGAAAAAAUCACAUAUCAAGCUGCAUCCCCUGAUGAGUCCGCUUUGGUGAUUGCUGCAAAGAACUUCGGCUUCUUCUUUUACAGACGUACUCCUACUACGAUAUAUGUUCGUGAAUCUCACAUUGAGAAAGUUGGUAAAAUACAAGAUGUGUCUUACGAGAUUCUAAAUGUGCUUGAGUUUAAUAGUACGAGGAAACGUCAGUCUGUCGUAUGCCGUUAUCCAGAUGGCAGGCUUGUCUUGUACUGCAAGGGUGCUGAUAAUGUAAUAUACGAGAGAUUGGCUGAUGGACAGGCUGAUCUUAAAAAAGUAUCUAGGGAACACUUGGAACUAUUUGGAUCUUCUGGACUACGUACUCUUUGCCUGGCCUAUAGAGAUUUAAGCCCUGAUAUAUAUGAAAGCUGGAAUGAGAAAUUUAUUCAGGCUAAAUCCUCUCUACGGGAUCGUGAAAAGAAGUUGGAUGAGGUGGCUGAACUUAUAGAGAAAGAUCUCAUUUUCAUUGGAUGCACUGCCAUCGAAGAUAAGCUUCAAGAAGGAGUUCCAAAUUGUAUAGAAACUCUUUCAAGAGCUGGUAUUAAGAUUUGGGUGCUAACUGGGGACAAGAUGGAAACUGCAAUAAAUAUAGCUUAUGCAUGCAAUUUGAUCAACAAUGAAAUGAAACAGUUCGUUAUCAGUUCAGAAACUGAUGUAAUUAGGGAAGUUGAGAACAGGGGAGACCAAGUGGAAAUUGCACGUGUCAUUAAAGAAGAAGUCAAAAAACAGCUAAGGAGGUGCCUCGAGGAAGCACAGAACUAUCUUCACACUGUUACUGGACCAAAAUUAGCACUUGUGAUAGAUGGGAAAUGUUUGAUGUAUGCCUUAGACCCCAGUCUACGCGUGACACUACUCAACUUGAGCUUGAAUUGUAACUCUGUUGUUUGCUGUCGAGUUUCCCCUUUACAGAAAGCACAGGUGACGAGUAUGGUAAAAAAGGGUGCACGGAAGAUAACACUUAGCAUUGGUGAUGGUGCCAAUGAUGUGAGCAUGAUUCAAGCUGCUCAUGUUGGCGUUGGAAUAAGUGGGCAAGAAGGAAUGCAAGCAGUGAUGGCUAGUGAUUUUGCUAUUGCUCAGUUCCGCUUUCUUACUGAUUUACUGCUUGUGCAUGGACGGUGGUCAUAUAUUAGAUUAUGCAAGGUUAUUACAUACUUCUUUUACAAGAAUCUUACAUUCACUUUGACUCAAUUUUGGUUCACCUUUCAAACUGGAUUUUCUGGUCAAAGAUUUUAUGAUGAUUGGUUUCAAUCACUGUAUAAUGUCAUAUUCACAGCCUUGCCUGUAAUCAUUGUUGGCCUUUUUGACAAGGAUGUCAGUGCAUCCCUGUCCAAGAAGUACCCUGAACUAUACAGGGAGGGAAUAAGAAAUGUCUUUUUCAAAUGGAGGGUUGUGGCAGUAUGGGCUUUCUUCUCUGUUUACCAAUCUUUAGUCUUCUAUUAUUUUGUCACGACCUCCAGCGAUAGUGGUCAAAAUUCAUCUGGAAAGAUGUUUGGAAUUUGGGAUGUCAGUACAAUGGCCUUUACUUGUGUAGUAGUGACUGUCAACUUGCGUCUGCUUAUGAUGUGUAAUUCAAUCACAAGGUGGCAUUAUAUUAGUGUUGGAGGAAGCAUUUCAGCGUGGUUUAUAUUUGUCUUCGUAUAUUGUAUUAUAGAUCAUAAGAAAAAUCUGUAUUAUGUCAUAUAUGUCUUGAUGAGUACCUUCUAUUUCUACCUGACACUUCUGCUAGUCCCCAUUUUUGCGCUAUUCGGCGACUUUGUUUACCAAGGGAUCCAAAGAUGGUUCUUCCCUUUCGACUACCAGAUUAUUCAGGAAAUGCACUGGCAUGAGCCAGAAGGUAGAAGCAGGGAUGAUUUACUGGAAAUUGGAAACCAGCUCACGCCAGAUGAGGCAAGGAGCUAUGCAGUAGCUCAACUCCCAAGGGAGGUAUCGAAACACACUGGGUUUGCUUUCGACUCGCCGGGAUAUGAGUCCUUUUUCGCUUCCCAGCUAGGAGUGCAUGCCCCUCAAAAGGCAUGGGAUGUUGCUCGGAGAGCCAGCAUGAAGAGGACAGUGAAAAAGAAAUAAACUGAAACAAGGGUUAUUUUUGUAUAAAUUUUCAUUUUGAGGUUGAGGCGUAGGAAAAUUUGUAAAUUAGCUGUGCCAUAUCACUAGAUCUAGUUCUUCGAUAUACUUUUCCUUCCACCUCUAGUAUUUGUUUUGUCUUCCAGGAACUGUAGUGGUACUCAGGGUUUGUCACGGUUGUACAUUUACAUGAUGUAAACCAAGAGAAACUCCAUUCUUUUUGAUAGUGCAGGCCAAACUGUUCCUCUACUUUUGAUUCUAUAAUUUAUUCUUUUAUCUUCUUUUAAUGAA
Molecule: messenger RNA, 4460 nt
Organism: Prunus dulcis (almond)
Lineage: Eukaryota; Viridiplantae; Streptophyta; Magnoliopsida; Rosales; Rosaceae
Product: phospholipid-transporting ATPase 3
Exons: 27
Coding region: 513-4172 (1219 amino acids)
Biological process (GO): phospholipid translocation
Cellular component (GO): plasma membrane
Molecular function (GO): ATP hydrolysis activity; ATPase-coupled intramembrane lipid carrier activity; ATP binding
Source: RefSeq, a predicted model, not a curated record